This is a messenger RNA of Trichobilharzia szidati, 1158 nucleotides long. Lineage: Eukaryota; Metazoa; Platyhelminthes; Trematoda; Strigeidida; Schistosomatidae. The record is from the annotation of a GenBank genome assembly.
CUUUUAGUGAUUUUAAUCUUAUAAAAAAAACAGAAAUAAAAACAACAUCAACAAAAAAUAGAAGGAAAAGAACAUUUGAAAGUAAAAUCGAAUGAUGUUCUGUUCUACUACCUGGAAUGAAUGAACGAUCAUCGCUUUAGAAAUAAUUGAAGUUUUUUAUUUGAAACCAGUUAUGAAUACAGAGGAUGAUUUACAAGCGACACCAAGACACCGAAAGCAGGAUAAAUUGAGAAAACAGAAAAAAAAGAAAGAGAAAAUCAACACUGAGAAUAUUCCUACAACAAGUGAAUUGUAUGAAUUUAAUGUGAUAUGCUUAGAAGAGAAUAAUCGAUUAAGAAGUUUACACAACUGUCCUCAGUUAAAAUUAAGCAGAAAAUUGAUGAAAUCAGCCCAACAACAUUCUGAAUUUCUUCGACAACAGCGUCAACUACAACAGGUUGCAGAUAUUAAAUAUGGACAGAAUAUGGCAUUAAUAAUCGGUCAAUCAGACUACAAAGUUGCUGGUCUUAAUGCAAUACAAGCAUGGUAUAAGCAGUCAGAAAAUUAUGAUUAUAAAGAGCAUUCUCAACUGAACAGAGGUUAUUUCACUCAAAUGAUUUGGAGGGACACACGUAAAGUUGGAUUUGGAUUUGCUAUACAUGAACAAGGAAAUGUUGUCUUUGUAGUUGGGCAUUAUCUACCAGCUGGUAAUAAAAAUGAAGAAUAUAUGGAGAAUGUUCCAUCAAAAAUAGAAGAAAACGACCAAACAGACAGCAUCAAGCCAGAUCGUUCAAUACCAACUAAUAAAGAAAAUUAUUCACAUUCACCUCGUUGUCCAACUGGUCAAUGCGUAAUAAUUUAAAAGGUUUAUUUGUUCAAAAGACUGCUCUAUACAUAUAUAUAUACAUUAUGCGCAUCAAUAAAUGUGUAACUUUUCUAAUUUCAGUGUAUAUUCUGAUGAGUAGGCAUAGGGAUAAACAAACAUAUGUAUACUGAUAUUUUUAACACCUGUAUUAUUGAUUCGUUCUUUUUUGGCGCCAUUAUAUUCUAUUUGAAUUUACCGCUAAAUUCAGCCAACUUAUCGAAUAAUCAAGCAGUAUUUAAAAGGAGAGGAAUUGAUUUUGUACUUCAACAGAUUAAAUCACCUUCUUUUUGAAACAAAAAUAUGUUGAAUAUAAG